GAGAGAGAGACCUGCUGAACCCUUCUAGUAUAAUCCAUGUGGCUUUGUUGACGCAAAUGGUAGCCUUGCUAAACAGAUGCUCAUGUUGUUCCGGCCUGCUCGUCUGUGUGUGUGUGUGUGUGUGUGUGUGUGUGUGUGUGCAGUGGUUGUUAAUUAAGUGGCCUGCGGGGAGGAUGAGAGCUGUUGCAACACUGAAGGGUUCAACUCGGUAGUAGAUCCUCAGCCGUUCUACGUAAACAGACGUAUCUGCAGAACAUGCAAGCAAACUCUGCCACGUGGGUGUGUUUAAUGCACCGGUGACUCCACCCUCCAUGCCUUCCCUCCAGAGCUUUCACCCUAUAGAUGUACAUGCACCCCUCUUGUGUUCAUCACAGAGAAGGGGUGGCUGUUGGGUGUGGGGUGGCAUCCCCGCACCAGUGGUGGCCGCAGGAGACCCAGUGACUGAUAACUAUGUUUAUGUAAGCAGGGGUUCUGUGUAAAAAAUGAUGUAAACUUUUUAGUUCGUGGAUUAAUGUGUGGCAUAAUGUAAUCAACAUGGAGCGUUGUGUUUGGGAGUAACUUCCCCGCGGAGAGCGAUGUGUCAGUGCGGUGCGCAGUGCCCGCGGGACCGUGUGGCCGCGACCUGAGAACAACGGUGGGCGGUAACGUGUCACAGGGCAGCGCGUAUACUCUGCUAGCAGGACCAGUGCUUGGGAGGAGCUUUUUAGAAGAGAGAGUAGAAACUUUAGCAUGAUACCACGUGCCAGCUCCUAACUAGCUAUGGGAUCCACGCUAGGCUGCUCAAGGGACGCUGGGAGCACCAUAUCCGUCCAACCAGCGCCCGCCGCUCCCGCCUCCUCUGAGGAGUUGGCCCCCGAAGGCAACCCACGGAACAAGACUGCCCUCAAGCCUGGUCGCAGCCUUAUGGACUGGGUGAAGCUGGGCCACUCAGGGGCUGACCUCGCUGGCACCAAGGGCACGCUGCUCGACGUUACGCCGCAGGAGCUUGCCAAACACAGCAAGAGGAAUGACGCGUGGAUGGCACUCAAAGGCAAGGUGUACAACGUGACGCCCUAUAUGGAGUUCCAUCCUGGCGGUGAGGAAGAGUUGAUGCGUGGUGCUGGACAGGACGCCACACACCUCUUCAAUGAGGUGCACAAGUGGGUCAACUUUGAGGGUAUGCUGCAGAAGUGCCUGGUGGGGACGGUUGGUGGAGAGCCGUCCUUUCUUCCUCAAGCCCUCCUUCCUGCCUCUGGGUCGCAGCUCAUCCAAGACACAUAUGUUAUGCCACAGAACAGAAAAAUUCCUUAUCAGUGCCCAACACAAAUGCCCAGACAGUGUCCAGUGCCAGAUCUCCACUGGUGUCCCCCACUCACCCCAUCACCCUUACCUAGCCCCAAGUAUGAUUGGUUCCAGACCCACACAGUGAUCAACCUGGCUGUGUACACCCGCUGGAAACACAUGACCAGGGAGCGUGUUGUGGUGCUCAAGCGGGAGGCGGUGGUGAAGGUAGUGUGCUACAUUCAGGACAUGGUGUAUGUGGUGCACCUGGAGCUGGAUAAGGCUGUGUCCCAUGAGUUUGAGGUGCGGGUAGGUGGCAGUGUCGGGAAGGUGGACAUCCUCCUCCAGAAACAAGAGACAGGAGUGCGGUGGAGUCGAGUGGGCAAGACGCUACCUGGCCACGGAGAACACCUCAAAGGCAAAGACAUGGAGAUUGAGUAUGUAGAGUGCACUCUGGUGAGGCGGGAAGCCAUCACCCACAAUACUUCCCUGCUGGUGCUACAGGUGCCAGAACAAACCCACCUGCCUGUGCCUGUUGGGUAUCAUGUGUACCUCAGGAGUCCCAGCAAAGAGAUUGUGAAGCCUUACACUCCUGUGGCCUCAGCUCUGUCCCUGAACAGCCAGGAGGAGCCAGGCCGCCACAUUCACCUUUUCAUCAAGGUGUACAGUGAUGGAGCUCUGACCCCUAUCCUGGAUGCACUUCCUGUGAGCUCCACCAUAGAAGUGAGUCUACCACAGGGAACCUUCUCUCAUGACCAGCUGACAGCUGCCACCACCACCGCCUCCCAUCUAGUCCUCCUGGCAGCGGGCACGGGCCUCACUCCCAUGGUCAAGCUGAUGCUGCCUGCCCUCAGGAAUAAAAAGAACGUUCGUCUUCUUCUUUUCAACAAAACUGAAAGUGACAUCCCUUGGAAGCAAGAGUUUGAAAACCUGGUGGAAGAGAGCAGUAGUCUGUUAAAGGUGAGCCAUGUGUUGUCUGAGGGGAGCUCCUCCUGGACUGGCUUGAGGGGUAGGAUAGACAAAACCCUGCUUGAAAAGUUAUUGCCAGAGAACAGCCAACAACAAACAACCUACCUGUGUCUCUGUGGUCCAACAGAAUUCACCAAACUAGGCAUCAGUCUCCUUGGUGACCUUGGCUACAGCAGUGAUGCCUGUCAUGCCUUCUUGGGAUGAGGAUAAGGAUGUGGUACCACAUCUGCUCCUCCUGUGUGGUUUGGAGACACACACACACACACACACACACACACACACACACACACACACACAAUGAACCAAAGUUUUUGCCAGUGUCUAGACUAAUACUGACGGGUGAUGCCAUCAAUACAAGGGUUCAUGUGUUCUUUCACUAGCUCCCUGGCUGGUAACAUUAGUCAUACCAAGAAUCAGACAAAAGAAUGAAGUAGAUUUUAGUUGAUAUGAUAUCAGUAAUGAAGUGUCUUUAUCAUUGAAUAUGAUUUAAAUAAUAAGGUGUGUUCCUAUUAUAAUUAUAAAGCGGUACUUGAAAAUUCCAUGCCAUGUGUUGUUUGUGGGAAUGACUUGGAAGUGGAUGCAGUAUCAGGUGUUUGAACCAUGAUUAUUUACUCAUAGGAAUGCUAAGUUGUGGAUUAGAUUUUAUUAUAAUUCAGUGUUGUUAUCCAAGUAAUUUCUCUAUCUAAAGCAGCUGUCUGAUUCUAAAGCAGCUGUCUGGCUGUGUUGUUAUCCAAGUAAUUUCUCUAUCUAAAGCAGCUGUCUGGUUCUAAAAGAACAUAACAAUAUGAGAACAUGAAGAGUCUGUGAAAAGUGGAUGCCUGCUCAAAACUUUUAUUGUGCACACUGAUCUGUGGCACUUGUCUGGUGAUGCAUAGGCAGCAAGAAAUAAUUAAACAUGGCAGCUUAUCUUUCAGCUUAGGUUUCUUACAAAACAUACAACCAUUGUGAUGUUACAAAUUACAUGGCAUGCAUCAGGGGUACAAAAUUUUUUAUAACUGGAAGUAAUGAAAAUCCAUGCAUUCUGUCUGUUAAUGAACUUUAAUGAUCUCAACUUGCAGGAGUAUGUUUUUUUUUUUUUUUUUUUUUUUUUUUUUUUCACACUGUCUGUCCAUACAUAUCAAAUUGAAAUCCUCACAUAUGAAUAUUUCUGGAGAGGAUGGUACUGAAGUUGAAAUGUCCUGUGACUGAACAUUGUGUCAUUAUAACUGUGUUGGUUUGUACUGUAAAGGCUUGUAUCCUCUGUCUUACAAAAGUGUGGUGGUGGAGCAUUACAACAAAAUCGAACAGCAUUGCUUGUUGAAUUACUACAGUAUUUAAAACUCAAGACUCAUAGUUGUACAUGGUUCACACAUAGAUGGUUGAGCACAUACCAGCUGUUAUGUAGAGAAAUUACUUGCCAACUCAUGGUCUAAGCUCUCUCCUGACUCCUAAGGCACACUCAGCACCAUGGGCACUGGCCUCAAGCCUGCAGCCACUGUACUAUCACUGAGGUUGAAAAAAUAUUGUCAUAAAUAAUAAAGGCAGUGUAGCUAUGCAUUGUUUGCUUGAUGUAAUCUUGUCAUACUUGGGGAAGUAGCAUGAAUAGUUAUUGCUUUGUAAUAUUUCCCAGUUAGUUAUGGGAGUAUAGAGCUAUUUUUGCUGAACACAUUGGUCUGUAGGUUUACCAGUCAUCAUCUCUCAGUGAUAGUCGUGAGUCACACUGAGGCUUUCAGUAUCAAGGAGAGAACUAAAUCAGGUAGCCUUUACACACACACACACACACACACACACACACACACACACACACACACACACACCAACUGAAGAAGAGUAAUAAGACUUCAACAUUUUGCUAAUAAACACCCAAAGUUUAGCUGCCACUCUUAAAAAAAUAUAUUGUGGGGUUUAUUAAGUUUUCUCAUUACCUGCAUCCUUCACUCAGGCUUUGUGUUCAGAGUAAUUCAGCAAGUGUCCUGCAGGAAGCAAUACUCAUUUGACUACAUCAACAUCACCACAAAUUGUUCCCUCACUACUACAUGGAAGUAAAAAUGCUUGAAAUGGAAAAUUUUUUACGUCAAUUACUUUCACUAUUAUUAUUAUUAUUUAUUUUUAUUUUUUUUUGCAUAGCACAGGCAUUUUUUCAAGUAAUAGAUUUGAACUGCUUUGAUCCCUGACCUUUGUCCUCCAUUCCACAUCCAAGCCUCACUUGUAAGUGGUACAAUUAUUCCAUCACAUACUUUUUUCACUCUUUUACCAUCCUUACUUGCUGUUCUUUUCCAUCACUAUAAAGAUCUAACCACUUUUUUUCCUUUUUUUUCUCCAUUCACACAGAUAUUUUCUCGUCUCACCUUCCAGGCCUCAUUGCAUACACAGACUAAGCAGCAUAAUGUACUACUGCAUCCUGUCUUCACACCUCCACUUCAUAUUACACUAUGCAAUACCCAAACAUAUGUACAUCAGGUCUCAGGAGUUUGUGAAGCCAUUGGGAAGAUUGAUGAUAUGUCCUCUCUCACCAGCCUAUGUGUUGUAUGAGGACAUCCAGGCUAGCUUUGUGUGGCAACUGUAGGAUUCCGUGUGAAUCAGGAUUUGCUGGAUAUGUAGAGAGAGAGAGAGAGAGAGAGAGAGUGCAAACUAGAUGCUAUAUUGAAUUAUUGUGAUUGUUAAAAAUGUGAAAGCAUAUAUUAAUACAUGUUUGUUGUAAAAGAUAUGUUUUACGUAAAUAAAAGCUGUUUGUGUA
Scylla paramamosain (green mud crab) is the source of this 4945-nucleotide messenger RNA. RefSeq names its product cytochrome b5 reductase 4-like. Lineage: Eukaryota; Metazoa; Arthropoda; Malacostraca; Decapoda; Portunidae. The record is from RefSeq and is a predicted model, not a curated record. Gene Ontology annotation, biological process: generation of precursor metabolites and energy; superoxide metabolic process. Bases 760 to 2433 code for a protein of 557 amino acids. Gene Ontology annotation, molecular function: cytochrome-b5 reductase activity, acting on NAD(P)H; heme binding. Gene Ontology annotation, cellular component: endoplasmic reticulum. The transcript is spliced from 13 exons.